Cucurbitaria berberidis CBS 394.84 is the source of this 1996-nucleotide messenger RNA. RefSeq names its product DUF1716-domain-containing protein. Gene Ontology annotation, cellular component: spliceosomal complex. Bases 49 to 1869 code for a protein of 606 amino acids. The record is from RefSeq and is a predicted model, not a curated record. The transcript has a single exon. Lineage: Eukaryota; Fungi; Ascomycota; Dothideomycetes; Pleosporales; Cucurbitariaceae.
CGCUGCUCUGACGCCUCUUUUCCCUUUACUCUUCGAUACUCAUACACGAUGACGAGUAUAGACGACCUCUUCAAAAGCGCAAACGGCUCGGCGAAGCGCAAAUUCGAGAACCCAAACGGGGCAGACCCAACUCACAGCUACAAAUCCGCAAAGCUCGACUCCAACGGCGAAGUUAAGCGAACAGCGCAUGUAUCUGACGAUGAGGACGAAGAGGAGGCAGGCCCUUCAUUACCGCCAGACCUCGAAGAAGAACCGGGCGACGAUGACGAGGGACGAUUCUUCGGUGGUGGGCUAGACGAGAACGCGAAAGACGCUAUGGAUUUCGUAGAUGCACGAGAUGGAGAGGAAGACAUAAGAGAAGAGAAAUAUGACGCUUCAUGGCUGCGUAAACUAGCGCUCAACUUCGAGAAGAAGGUCAACAAGAACUCGUCGCUGCGCGCCAAGUACGAAAACGACCCGUCGAAGUUUAUGGAUUCGGAGGGGGACCUAGAUGAGGCCAUAAAAGGACUCAGCAUACUCUCCGAACAUCCUGAGCUGUACCAAGCAUUUUCGAAGAGUACUGGCCCCUCCAAGCUGGUGGAGCUACUGGCACACGAGAAUACAGACAUCGCAAUUGCCGCGACCGAGAUAAUAUCAGAGCUCACAGAUGAGGAUGUGGCAGGAGAGCAAGAACAGUGGGAUGCUAUAGUAGCGGCCUUCUUGGAAGCAGAUCUACUCAGCUUGCUUAUAUCGAAUUUCUCGCGCUUCGACGAGAGCGAUUCCGCCGACGCAUCUGGCGUAUACUACUCCCUCAACGUCAUCGAGAACCUCCUAUCGCAGCCCUUAAAUACAGAUAUGAUCGGAGGGGAAACUGCCCUUCUCAGAUGGCUACUGGACCGGAUUCAGAAGACAGAAACUCCCACCUCACAGAACAAACAAUAUGCUUCAGAAAUACUUUCUAUACUCACACAAUCCUCUCGUCAGAAUCGAAAUCGAAUAGCUGAAGCUAACAGCAUCGAAAUCUUCCUCACAAAUCUCGCUCCAUACCGAAGAGACGACCCAGAAAAGGACAGCGAUGAGGAGGAAUACAUGGAGAACUUAUUCAACUGUUUAUCGUCAGUAGUGGAAGAGCCUAGCGGCAAGGCCAAGCUAUUGGAGGCAGAAGGCGUGGAGCUUUGUCUACUCCUGGUCAGAGAUGGCAAGACGAGCAAGAGUAGGGCGUUCAAGGUGCUGGAUCACGCAUGUGGGUUUGCUGAGGAGCUGUCCGCGGAAGAAGCGCAGACCAACGGUACUAAGACCCAGGAAGGUACAAAAGAGGCAGGUCCCAACAGUGCCAUGGCUGUGUGCGAGAAGGUCGUCGAAUCUCGAGGGUUGAAACCACUCUUUAGCGCCUUCACGAAGACAAAGAAACAUGACCCAGAACAAACCGAGCACAUACUUGGUAUCUUUGCUUCGCUCCUUCGCUCAUUACCCGGCAAUUCAGAUUCGCGCUUCCGACUGCUCGCCAAGUUUCUUGAGAAGGACUAUGAAAAAGUUACUAAGCUCGUUACACUACGGAGAGACUACGUCAGCCGUCUUGCAUCUUUUGAUGCAAAAAUGAAAGACAGAAAGAGAGGGUUGUCAAAGGAGGAGCAGGACGAACUAGAGCUAGAAAUCAUUCCUUCUAGGCUUAGUGAGGGCUUGUAUUGCUUGGAGCGUGUCGAUGCCAUUUUGGCGUGGCUGGUCGCCGAGGACGACGGUGCGAAAACAGCUAUCACUAAAGCGUUGGGCGAAAGGGACGAGACACUACUGGAUGUGAAGAGGACUCUACAGGCACAACUGAACGGUGUGCUGGCCGUCGAGCCUGCGGAGCGGGAAAUGCUUGAGACCUUGGUAUCAUUCUUGGAAUGAACCACUUGGAUAUGUCCACCUCCCGUGGCCUCCGCUACGACAACUCCCCGGGUCUCCAUUGUAUAACACUCUCCAGCCGUCCAUGCUCACCUACCAAGCAAGUGCAGGAUAUCGAGCAUCGAAAGAU